Penaeus vannamei (Pacific white shrimp) is the source of this 1740-nucleotide messenger RNA. Lineage: Eukaryota; Metazoa; Arthropoda; Malacostraca; Decapoda; Penaeidae. The record is from RefSeq and is a predicted model, not a curated record.
ACUGCGACUUGGGCUUCGUAAAUAAAACUCCAAACUUUUCACAUACACACUGAAUUUCAAGUGGUGUAUCGUUUACGAACUUAUACUCAGCAAUUAAGAGAAAUGCCGGCCGAAAAACGAAAAUAGGCAUUGGAAUAGCCUUAAGUCUACCUGUAGCGCAAAAACCCGAACGCGUCUCAGGUGUGGCUGUGUGACGCCCUAACAGCCAGUGAACUCAACAGAGGAACCAUGGAUGAUAAACGUUCGUGGAGGAGCUCUGUAGGCAUAUUACAGAACGGACAGUCAUGGAAUUCUCUCAACAGAGACAUCACGCCCACGCCGCCCUCAGAUGUGACUCAAAGUCCAAAAAUGUGAUACAAUGGCCAGUACCCAGAAGUGAGAGAGGAAUUCAAAGACAUCAAGACGGUGCUAUUAUAAUAUCAAUACAGUGCUACAGCAAGUAUUUGACGUAAAUCUUUAAAUAAAGAAACUAGAAAACACAAGUGGGGGAAAAUGGCAUCAGUUGGAGGGUUAAGCGUGUACUCGGGCUACUCACGGGGUACCAGAAGGCCUUCCUACGCCUCUACCUUCUUUCCGCCUGUCAUAGAGAAAGUCUAUGGAUAUGUCAGACCAUCACCGGCGAUGGUCAAUUCUGGGAUUAUUGCCUUUGUUGCAACAAUAUUCUUUGUCAUUUCCUUCACAAGCCCAUACUGGCUCCAGUCAUAUGCCUACACAUAUAGUGACUUCAACAACAUGGGCCUAUGGGAAUUCUGUUUCAAUGGCUUCCGCUAUCCCAAGUACCAGUUUGACUACAAGUUCACUGGAUGCAAUUACAUAUUCUCAGAUGAAUACAGAAUCAUCUGGUCAUGGAUGUUACCAGCCUGGUUAAUGGCCGUGCAGACCUUCAUGACUAUAGCCCUAUUGGCAAGCAUGACCACACUGGUGACAGUGAGUCUUGUUUUGGUGCGAUGGCCUCUGCAGUUUGUCAUGCGCUAUGAGUGGCAUCUCACUGGCUUCGCCUUCUGCUGUCAGGCUGCUACAACUGUGUGCAUCUUCUUUGCGGUUUUGGUGUUUGGUGUUAUGUGCUGGUCACGCCACUGGCUUCUCAACCCCAAUUUCAACUAUCUGUCUUGGUCAUAUGCCUUUGCAGUUGUGGCUGGUGGUAUCCAUGCCUUUGCUGGAUUGACCCUUCUACAUGAGACAUAUGAAGCUAGGGAGAGGAAACGACAAGUGAGCAACCUGAUGCACAUGGAACCACAGGGCCAGAUGGGCAUGAACAUGGGCAUGAUGGGGCAGGGUUACAUAUAAGACCCAAAGAAUAAUAAGGGAUGCAGUAUAUCUUAUGCCUGUGGUAAAAGAAGUAUCAAGUUGCCUAAUGCAUUGUGGCAUAAUCACAGGAAUGUGAAAGCACUUCUUAGUGUGAGUAUAUAGAAGUAAAAGAAGAAAAAAGAGCCACAGUCCUACUUGAAGAAGACUGGGCAAGAAAUUGGGAUGGAACUGGAUGAGCCAAAUGAUUGAGGACCAGAGUAGAUUAUUGUGGUCUGACUUUUGCCAAAUUAUCAGUAUUUACUGAUACAUUUUAACAUGUUCUAAAAUGGUGUUUUUACUUGUGAAUAUCAUUGUGAACUGGAAUAAGAAUUAUUUCUAUUUUCUAUGUAAUACUCUCAUUACUUUGCCUUCCACUAUGAAACAGAACUGAGUGCUUUACAUUUACCUCAUUGGUUUUUCAUAGAACUUGCCAAUAUAAUGUUGAAUCUAGAA